This is a messenger RNA of Carassius carassius (crucian carp), 3816 nucleotides long. Its product is annotated as lamin-A-like. The transcript is spliced from 13 exons. The coding region runs from base 325 to 2298 and encodes 657 amino acids. The record is from RefSeq and is a predicted model, not a curated record. Lineage: Eukaryota; Metazoa; Chordata; Actinopteri; Cypriniformes; Cyprinidae.
UUAGCUUAUCUCUCAAGGUACAGAUUAUAUAAAGGAAUGAUAAGCAGAGAUGCUUCCGUGACAAUGUUAAAUACAGUAAAAGCUCUAUUCCCUUGUGUGGGUCUUCUUCACUAGCUCCACCCCCCCUCUUCCCUCACUUGCUCUUUCUGCUCCUCCUCGUCCCUGAGAGGCGUGAGUUUCUGCCAGAGCCUAAGAGCGCGAGUCAGACCAGACACUCUCUCUGCAGAGUUUCAGCGGGACACAGCAGCCGUAGAAGCCUUCAGUAAACCAAACUCUCUCUCAACUUUACCAGUUUCAGGCUAGCAGCAGCAGUUCCAGUCAGCUAUGGAGACUCCAGGUCAGAAACGAAACACCCGUGGAGGGACAACCACUGUUCUGUCUCCCAACCGUAUCACUCGGCUGCAGGAGAAAGAAGAUCUAAGCAACCUGAACGACCGACUGGCGGUCUACAUCGAUAAGGUGCGCUCUCUAGAGGUGGAGAACGCAGGUCUGCGUAUGCGCAUCACAGAGUCGGAGACGGAGAUCAGCCGCGAGCUGAGCGGCAUGAAAGCGGCGUAUGAGACUGAGCUGGCAGACGCUAGGAAGACUCUGGACUCGGUGGCCAAAGAACGAGCCCGACUUCAGCUGGAGCUCAGCAAGGUGCGAGAGGACUACAAGGAGCUGAAGGCCAGGAAUGGUAAGAAAGAGUCGGAUCUGGAAUCGGCUCUGGCCAGACUGAAGGAUCUGGAGGCUCUGCUGAACUCCAAGGACGCGUCUCUCUCCACAGCACUGGGGGAGAAGAGGUCACUGGAGGUCGAAGGCAGAGAUCUGAAAGCCCAGCUGGCAAAGCUGGAGGGCAGUCUGAAUGAUGCCAAGAAGCAGCUACAGGAUGAAAUGCUACGACGUGUGGAUGCUGAGAAUCGAAUCCAGACCCUGAAAGAGGAGCUGGAUUUCCAGAAGAACAUCUACACUGAGGAGCUUCGUGAGUCUAAGUGCAGACAUGAGUCACGUGUGGUGGAAAUCGACAGCGGGCGCCAGCGGGAGUAUGAGAGUAAACUGUCUGAGGCUUUGAUUGAACUCCGUAACCAACACGAAGAGCAGCUUCGCAUCUACAAGGAUGAAAUUGAGAAGACCUACAACUCCAAGCUGGAGAAUGCCCGUCAGUCGGCUGACAGGAACAGUCAUUUGGUGGGAGCCGCCCAUGAGGAACUGCAGCAGACACGUUUGAGGCUGGAGAGUGUGACCUCUCAGCUCACUCAGCUACAGAAGCAGUUGUCUGCUCGCGAGGCGAAGAUCCGUGAGCUGGAGGAGGCUCUAUCCAGAGAGAGGGACAUGAUGCGCCGUCGUAUGGAUGACAAGGAGAAAGAGAUGGCCGAAAUGAGGCACCGCAUGCAGCAACAGUUGGAUGAGUACCAGGAGCUGCUGGACAUUAAGCUCGCACUCGACAUGGAGAUCAGCGCCUACCGGAAGCUUCUGGAGGGCGAGGAGGAGAGGCUGCGACUCUCCCCGAGUCCUCCUCCUGUCCGUGGGGUGACUGUGACCCGCUCCUCGGGUUCUGGCGCUCAUACACGUGUGGUCCAGAGCAGCAGCAGUCGUACCUCUUCAGGCAGUGCUAAAAAACGGCGCUUAAAUGAUAACGACAGCGAUGCCUCCAGUUUGGUCGGUGGAACUGUUACUCGCACACGCGUUGCCCAGCAGGCCUCUGCCAGCGGCCGUGUGACCGUAGAUGAAGUAGACAUGGAGGGCAAAUAUGUUCGGCUCAGUAACAAAUCUGACCAGGAUCAAACUAUGGGUCACUGGCAGGUGAAGAGGCAGAUUGGUUCCGGCACUCCCAUCGUAUACAAGUUCCCGCCAAAAUUUACCUUGAAGGCAGGACAGACUGUCACGAUUUGGGCCGCAGGAGCAGGAGGAAGCCACAGUCCUCCUUCUGACCUGGUGUGGAAGACCCAGAACUCAUGGGGCAGUGGAGAUCUGUUCCAGACCACCCUCAUCAACUCCAGUGGGGAGGAAAUGGCCAUGAGGAAGGUCACACGCACACUAUUCCAGGAUGAGGAAGAUGAUGAUAUGGCCGCCCACAGCACAUGCGGGGAUAGUGAGUACAACCUCCGCAGCCGUACGGUGGUCUGUGGCUCAUGUGGGCUGCCUUCAGAUAGAAACAGCAGCUGCAUGUCGGCCAGCUCUGGAGUGUCGAGUGCGACUCGCUCCUUCAGCAGUGGAGGGGGGCUGCCUGAAGCAUUUGUCUCUCCCUCACACUUUAUUGUGAGCAAUGACAAGCGCAGACAGGCUGGACCCAAACUAGACAACUGCUCCAUUAUGUAGAGCAAGCUGUAGGCAGCCCUGGCCAUCUGUCAUUUCACACAAACCAGGAGGAAUUUAUCCAACAAUUACUUUCUUUUUGGAUUACUUGUCUUAUUAUUACAUGAUAUAUUUUGUACUUCAUUCUUUGUUUUGUAAUUCAUAAUCUGCGAGGUAGAUUUUUGGCUUUUGUAUGGUAUAAGGCUUCAUACACUGGCAGCUUGUAGGCUGAAGUUUGCUAUUAUUAUAUACAGUGUUACUUUAAUAUAUUUGCAUGGUGGCCUGGCAGCAGCUUCAAAAUAGUUGUACUGUACUCAGGGAGAGAGGCGAACGGAGCACUUCACACUCACACCAUGAACUCUCAACGAGAAAGCUGUCAGAAUGCAACACGCACAGUCAAUACACCUCCAUGACUAAACUCUCAUUAUAACCAGCCUUAGCACAGACUGGUUUUCUAACUCACAUACAGUACGAGGACAAACAGUGAGCAUCAGUUAAUGUAAGACAGGAAAUGAGGGGUCAUUUGUUAUUGUCCCAAACUGUGAGUGUUUUUUAUUGUAUUUUCAUGCUACCUCUCACAGUUACAUGAUCAAAAUUAUGUGCAACUACAAAAGGGCAAGGAAAGUGAGUAAUUCUAUGUAGUUUUGUUAAAGUAAAAAGUUGAAUAGGAACUUUGUAUCUUUUGGCAGUGUGCUUACAAGCUCUGACUAGACUGCAGUGUGUUGUGUCUUGUAUAAUAAGUGUUAUGGAUGUUCUGAAACACUUGAAGCAACUAUAAAACUAAUCCAAAGAGAAUCUCUGUAGCAGUUUGCAACUGCCGUGACGUUAAACAAAAACUUAUGUUUUUAGAAGAAAAUCUUUUGAAGUUUACUUGCUGAGAAAAACAUAUCUGAUGUAUUAUGUGACCAGAGAAUCAUGUUGUGUUUAAAGUACUGAGUACUAAACUAUUGCCGGUUUAAAGAGAUUUAUUUUUGUUUUCAAGCUUAGAGGCAGAAUAUUUAAAUGUGCAAAAUGACCUCCGUCAUUCCCAGCUUUAAUGUUUUAUUAUAAUUAUUUUAUUAUUACAAUGACACUUGAAAUUUUGAGUUUUAUUGAAACCUCAUAUUUACAUAUACACACAAAUAUUAGUUUCUCUAUGGGACUGAGUGUUGAUUUGCUCUUGUCACUCCUCUCUUGCAGUAGAUGGUCCAGAUCCUCACCUGGACAGCUGUAAGGCUCCAGUAAUCGGAGUAGUCUGUCCUUCCCUUCAUCACACACGACACGUCCAUCAGAUUCCAGGCGUAAAAAUAAAAUUGGUUUCAGAAAAAGCUGGAACAGCUUUUAUCAAAGAAAAUUAAGAACAUAACUGAGCCUCCCCACAGCUCUCCAGAAAGAGGACUGGAUAUUGCCGAGAUUAAACAUUUAUUUUAUUGCUUCGCAAAGCUUUGGGUUUCUAAAGGAGAAUUUUGGGGUAGUAGGCCAUAUCUAUUUUUUCUAUGUAUACUUAAGAAUUGUGGUUUUGUAUUUCUGCUUAAAUAGACAUUGAAAUUAUUGUAAUAAGCC